ACUGAUGAAGGGUCUCGGCCCGAAACGUCAGCUGUUCAUUUCCCUCCAUAGAAACCCCCUGUCCCGCUGUGUUCCGCCAGCAGCUUCGGAGUUACUAAAUCGAUCGUUCUGCGUCUGGCUCCGUCGCUCGCAGUAUCGGCUCUCUCUUGCUUUCCCCUAGCGACAAGCGCGCGGUGUUUGAGUGGCGGCGGCGGGUCCUUUACCGGUGGCCCGAGCUGCGCCUGCGGAUAUCGGAUGCCAAUGCCGCGGUCCGAAUCGUAUAUUGUGGUGCCUCCCGGAGGGCUGGAGGAAAACUUUCUCAGUCUAGACGACAUCCUGAUGACCCAGGAGAAGGUCCCAUGCCGGACAGAGACGGUGUUGCCGCGUCUUGGCUUCCUAGAUAAGGGCGGUGAGGCCGAUCUCAUCCCCGAGGGUACGAAGAUAGAACUGCCUCUUUGGCUGGCGAAAGGAUUGUGUGAUCCCAAACGCCGCAUUGUGUCUGCCAGCAUUCCAAAGGUGUAUAGAGAUGGUUGGCGGACUAUUUUCAGUGCUGAUGCAAAGGUAGUGGAUUUGCACAAAAUGGGGCCAUAUUAUUAUGGGUUUGGAACACAGCUGCUGCAUUUUAACAAUCCAGAGAAUACAGAAAUUGCUCAGACUAUCCUACAGACAUUUGUCAAUCGUUUCCGUCGGAUCAUGGAUUCCUCACAGAAUGCAUACAAUGAGGACAUUUCAAUGCUUGUGGCUCAUCUGGAUGAACUGGAGCGAGAACUGUUUCGAGCUGGUCAAAAGGGAUUGAACGACUUCCAAAAGUGGGAGAAGGGGCAAGCUGUCCAAAUCACCACUUCCAACCUAGUUCAGAGCUAUGGUAAACGGAAAUUUUCAGAUUUGGAAGCCUAAGUUCCUUACACAGUUGGUCAUUGACAUGAUAAGAAACAGUAUGAGGAUUCUUCUCAAAUAAACGUGGAUUUCCUUAAUCUAAAAAUAAAUCCUCAUAAGCUGUGACUGCGUUAUUCACAGUGAUCAAAACUAAAUUAAAUGGAUAUACUGUAAUGAAAUGGGACAAAAUCCCGUUGAUUGAGUGAUUCCACUGUUCACCACACACCUACACCUACAUGCACCUACCUUAUGAAGCUAAAUAUUGAUGCAGACUAAUUGAUUUCUGCGGCGUUUUGAAUGUUAAAGGUCUGUCUCCCUUAAUUUUGAACCGUGAACCAUUAUGGAAACCCUGAAUCAUUGCUGUGAAAUCAAAUGGAAUUUAGUUUUGUACCAUAGCAACAGGGAAGGAUACAAGGUGAAAACUAAAUUUCUAAUACAUCCAGUGCCACAUUUUCCUCCUCCACUUUAUUAUAGGUUUGACUUGCCCCUUAAAGCCAGAGAAGGAAGAUUUCAGUACACUUUGUGAGAAGCAAGUACAAUGCACAUGGCUUCUUGUUUAGAUAUUUAAUGAAGGCUGUAUAAUGUUGAAUCAUUGGUUCUUUGCUCUCUGAAACAACCUUAUAGGCAAUUAUUCUCCUAUCAGCAGGCCAAAGAAUCAAGUGUUGGGCUUUAACUAUCAAAACUUCUAGUUCCAGUCUCUUUGAAUUUGACCAGUGUUCAUCUCUUGAGCAUUGUAUAGUAUUGUUUUUUCAUUUGAAGGAUAGACAGGAAUAGCAUGUUUUGCCUUUGUUUUGAUUGUUGAUGUAAUUUGAUGUACUAUUUGUUUCUUAACUCUCUGCUGUACCACAAUUUGCUCCUGAAUUUCAGAAUAAUUGUAAAUAGAACCAUAUGCUUUUUAUAAGACUUUGUAAUACUUCUGCUACUAGAGAGGGAAUGAAAGAUGCAAUUUGUAGUGCUGUUAAAUGCAUGAGAGUGAAAUUUACAUUCUAGAUCACUAGUUUAUUCCUCCGGACAUUUUUAUUUUCAAGUCUAAUUCUAUAUGGUCUUUGGGUUUAAAUUGCUAGGAAUUGGAGUGUAGACUGCAUUCUCUAAUGCCCUUUAUUAAUAUAACAUGUCUCACAGUGGGUAUGUAUUGCACUGAUAUCAUAGGCUUGUGAUGACACUAAAACGAGGGUAAAUGUUGGCUGCUGCCAAGGGAUUGUGUUAAAACUGAUAAUGCAUCCCUCUGUCAUCUAAAUAUACCAAGCAUAUAAUAUAUUUACUGACUGUUGUGUCUUAGAGCUGUGAAUAUACCAUCUGCUAAUCUUCUUGAAAUUGUAUUCUUUUCAAUUCCUCUUUGGUUUUGUACUUUUAAGCUAUUUUUGUGUUUUAACAUUAGAUGUGAGAAGUUCUAUAUAAAUAGUCAUACUGA
Molecule: messenger RNA, 2266 nt
Organism: Hypanus sabinus (Atlantic stingray)
Lineage: Eukaryota; Metazoa; Chordata; Chondrichthyes; Myliobatiformes; Dasyatidae
Gene: gins3
Product: GINS complex subunit 3
Exons: 3
Coding region: 235-876 (213 amino acids)
Biological process (GO): mitotic DNA replication initiation
Cellular component (GO): GINS complex
Source: RefSeq, a predicted model, not a curated record